AUGUUAUACACACCAUACCUGGCAGUAGCGUUGUGUGUUGUUUUUGUAGGAGCGAAAGAUACGAAACCGAAGCAGAAGGAUAGGAGCCAAUUAAAAAAUUUAGUAACACUAGAUCUAAUCAACAACAUAAGGCACAUAUUCAGUUUAGUAAACAAAGAGGGAGCGGCUGAACUAUCGAAGGAAAUAAUAAGGGAGAAUCCGGGAAAGGGAGAACUUUUAGACUAUUCAUACAAGAAACUAAAGAGAUCUGCCUUCGUGGGAAUAGGAUCAAGGUGUAUUUGUAAAUAUCUUACCUGUAACAUACCAAUUUGUACAGCAGCUUGCCUAGAAAAACAAGAAAAGGGGAAAGAACCGUUCGAUUGCCUAGAGUGCUUCGGAGAGUGUUUACCAGUGUUAAUGAGGUGUUUGUCAGGACAUGAACACUAA
This is a messenger RNA of Theileria orientalis strain Shintoku, 426 nucleotides long. RefSeq lists its product as hypothetical. The transcript has a single exon. The record is from RefSeq and is a predicted model, not a curated record. Lineage: Eukaryota; Apicomplexa; Aconoidasida; Piroplasmida; Theileriidae. Bases 1 to 426 code for a protein of 141 amino acids.